Messenger RNA from Penicillium verhagenii, 921 nucleotides. RefSeq names its product CCDC90 family protein. Gene Ontology annotation, cellular component: mitochondrion. The record is from RefSeq and is a predicted model, not a curated record. The coding region runs from base 1 to 921 and encodes 306 amino acids. The transcript is spliced from 3 exons. Lineage: Eukaryota; Fungi; Ascomycota; Eurotiomycetes; Eurotiales; Aspergillaceae.
AUGGCGCCUCAAAAACAUGUCGCAGAGGUGCCUCGGACUAUCCUACCUCGCCUCACAUGGAACAGCUCAUCGUCUCGACCACAUGUUUCCUACCACCACCAACCAGCGCUUGCGACCAGGCAACGGCAGCAACAUCUUUUGACCUGGAGUCCUCUUCAUCAACAGAUCCCCUCGAUAACCGCAUCAUCCCAGUCACCAAGGGCCUACUCUACAUCCAUCCGAGACUCUCGCUUUGCUUCUACCCUUGUUCAGCGAACUUUCCCUGUUGCGACACGCCCGUCACCUGAAUCCCUCGGCAACCCCAUUCGUCAUAAUGGAGUCUAUGUCGCAACAUUCAAGCCUGCCCAGCGCGCUUUCCAUGCGACGCCGAUCCGCCCUCGUGAUCACCAUUUUGAUACCUUGAAGUUUGUGAAGCGGCUACAGGCCGAGGGGUUCAGCGAGGAACAGGCUGUGGCCAUGAUGCGGGUAUUGAACGAUAUUAUUCAGGAGUCCAUUCAAAAUUUGACAAGGACCAUGGUGCUUCGAGAAGAUUCAGAGAGAUCGACCUACACCCAAAAGGUCGACUUCGCCAAACUACGCUCUGAACUAGUGAACGCCGAUUCAACAGAAGCUCAGCUUACUCGCUCAUCCCACGAGAAGAUUUCUGCCGAUCUGGCCAAGCUUAACUCACGCCUGCGAGAUGAAAUUGGUCGAACACAAGCGUCGGUUCGUCUAGACCUGAAUCUGGAAAAGGGCCGGAUUCGCGAGGAGGCCAACGGCCAAGAGAUGAGGAUCAAGGAGACCGAAACACGGAUUGAGCAGGAAGUGGCAGGUUUAAGGGAACGAGUUGAAGCUGUCAAAUUCUCCACUCUCCAGUGGCUUAUGGGUGUCUGCACUGGUACUGCCGCUUUGAUUCUUGGUGCUUGGCGUCUGUUUAUGUAA